Molecule: messenger RNA, 3459 nt
Organism: Zonotrichia leucophrys gambelii
Lineage: Eukaryota; Metazoa; Chordata; Aves; Passeriformes; Passerellidae
Gene: GUCD1
Product: guanylyl cyclase domain containing 1
Exons: 8
Coding region: 318-902 (194 amino acids)
Source: RefSeq, a predicted model, not a curated record
AGGCCGGCGAGCCGCCGCCAGCUGACUGCAUCCAGCUGAAAGUGCCCGUGAUUCAGCAGCUGUACCACUGGGACUGCGGGCUGGCCUGCUCCAGGAUGGUGCUUCAAGGAACAUGAGCUUAGGUGCAGGAGAAAUACCUAUUUAGAUGUCCACUUAGUAGAUAUGAAGCAGAAGAUUUUCAUUUCUCUCCAUCCCUUCUGCCAAGACGUUAGUCCGUGUGCUGGUACCUGAAUCAUUUGGACAAUGAUGAGUUUCAGAAAGCCAUCCAGGAUCUCCAGUUAACAAAGAGUAUCUGGACUAUUGACCUGGCCUACCUGAUGCGGCACUUCGGAGUUAAGCAUAAAUUUUGCACCCAGACACUCGGAGUGGACAAGGGCUACAAAAAUCAGGUACAGCCUGGGCAGCAGCAGUGUUUAGCUUCCACACUUUCCCCACCACCGUGCCUCAGCCUUGACCUGGAAGAUCCACCUCUAGAGUCAUUUUACAGGAAGCACUUUGACACAGAAGAGAAUCGAGUGAAUCAGCUCUUUGCACAAGCCAAAGACUGCAAGGUGCUGGUGGAGAAAUGCACAGUCACCGUUCAAGACAUCCAAAACCACCUGUCCCAGGGUCACGUAGCCAUUGUCCUUGUGAACGCAGUCCUGCUGCUGUGUGAUCUCUGCUCAAGUCCUGUCAAAUACUGCUGCUUCCUUCCCAUUGGACAGAAGUGCUUCUGCAGGAGCCCUGACUACCAGGGCCAUUUCAUUGUGUUAUGUGGCUACAACAAAGCCUCAGGGAGCAUUUACUACAACAACCCUGCCUAUGCUGACCGAACAUGCUGCACCAGCAUCAGUAACUUUGAGGAAGCCAGGACAAGUUAUGGCACGGAUGAAGAUAUUCUGUUCAUCUACACAGACAGCUGACACCCUCCAGACACUGCUGCUCCUUCCUGCACAGCCUGCAGGGCAGCUGGCUGCUCGUCUCAGGACUCCCCUGCACACACCUCCCUCCUGGACUGCAGCGGGACCCUCACCAAGGGAGGCUUUACAGACAUUGACAGGACUAUACUGCAAUGCUGUCUUUACCUUUUUCUCUUUUUUUUUUUUUUUUUUUGAUUUUGCAAUAUCUGUCUUUGGUUUUUUUUCUUCCCCUAAUUUUCAAAAUUGCACAUUUGACAGCAGUUCUAAAAUACAGGCCCAGAGCCUGUUCACUUUCAGCUUAUUUUCAAAUUAAACACAUAAGAAAAAGCACCAAAUUUAUGAAUUUUAACACUUGGUAAUAUUUGCAUAGGUUUAGGUGAACAAAGGAAAAAAUAGAAAAUACCUGUUACUCUCUCUGUCAAAGCAUGAAGGGCUGGUCUUCAUACAAAACCUAUGGAUUUGAAGUUCAGCAGAAUAUUGUAAAAGGAAAAAAUUAUUAAUUUAAACCAUCUUUAAAUAAGAAAAAAAAGCCUUGCUGGUUCAUCAGUAUUGUCUGCAAUGUAGGAAACUUCCCACCUACCAAAUUCACAGAGAUUUACCAUUUAUGCAACUGCAAUACUGGAAUUACUCCCUUGCACUACAAACUCAAUCUCUUUUGGCUAAAUCCUCUUGGAUGACUGCUCAGAACUCCACAUUGCUCCAAAACUUAUAAAUGGAAAGAUUUUAUUUGCACUGGGAAGUCUUUACUGCUCUUUGCAAAAAGCUCUGAAUGUUAUGCCACCCACAUGUGCCAGUUUCUGCAGAAUCCAUUCUAAAUAUGAAUAUUUUAAAUAUUUAAACUUAUUAAGCAAAUGCAGAAAAUUGUCAUCCACACUAAUGGUAUAUAUUUUGUGUGUAAAUUGUAAAUAUCUGACAGCAUCUACUGCAUUGUAUCUAAAAUGCUAAAUCAUAAUUUGAGCCAAAUUUUGCUGUUAGUAUUAGUUCAGUGACAUUCUCAGAAGAGCUAAAAUCAAUUAAAGAAAGAGGAAAUACAAACAUACCUUCUACAAGUAAGAAGGCAGGAACUUAGAUUGUUCUAGCUCUUAUACUGCAGCUGUAUGUGGAUAAAGGUGUUGCUAUAUUGAGACAUUAAGUGAAAUUGGUAAUACCCAUUCAUAGCCCUUUCCUCUGUUACCUGAGGAGCACUCUGAAGUGUAAGAAAAAAACACUUCUUUCAGCUUCAUCCAUCCUAAUUUCUUACAAGUCUCAAUUUUCAGUCCUGCCUAUAUGAAAGUGAGUAGGAAAAUCAGCACUGACAUAAAACUAGGAAAAUUUGCACUUAAGACAGAGGUCCCACAUCUCUGGCAUGGUUUUAGGAAAAGAACUGUUCAAGUUCUGAAACUGUGUGGAUAUAACAAAUAGGAAUCUACUUUCAGCAUAGAAAGUUUUUUACCAAGAUAAACAUUUUCUUUUAUCAGUUGUUGACUAACUGAAAAGUAGACAGUGUUGACUAAGUACUAGUAGAAUCAAGAGUGCUCCUUUGUACAAAGGCAAAAAUAGUAACAGACACCUAAAAAUGCAGUAACCCUUAAAAAAUCCAAACAAAAGUGCAUGACAGGAAGUUUUGUGUGUCAAAUUUCAAUUAUCAUUGGUGAAGUUUAAAUACAUUCUGGCAGUGAUGAGCAACAGGUAGGAUGUGGUUUGUGGAGAACUGGUCCAUCAGUGCCACCAGCAGAAUCCUUCCAGAAGAAAGGCACAAAACCUGUGUUUGUUGUAGGUGGUGCCUUUCAACUCCUCCAAAGUAAAUAAACAGAAAACUCCUGAUCUGGGAAUUUUUAUAUCCAGGGCCAAAAUUGUGAUGUUUGAUUUUGAGAGAGUGUAUUAGCUCAGUUAAUAAUUAACAGGUAUGGAAGCUACAGGCUCUUAGAGUACCCCCUUAACCCAUGCAUUUUCAGGUUCAUUCAAUCCCAUUAAACUGCCACAGGAUUUGUCUUAGAGCAGGCUUGAUUAGUUGAAUAAAACCAAUUCUUACAAAGGCUUCUAACUGGCAUUCAGCAUCUCACUGUUUCCAUUACCAAAAGUGAAUCCUGGGUGUACAGAAAACAUGAACUUAAGGGCAGGCUCAGUGUUCUGAAGUGCACACACAGGUGUAACAAUAUUGACAGGUAAGUGUUGGGUACCCAGGGUUUAAAUGCUUCAACAAAAGUGAAAGAUAAACAAAGCAGACAAAAGGAGAAGUCCCCUACAACAGGAUGUCAUACAGCUGCCAAAUGGAAGAUGGCUGUGAGAGAUGAAAACACAAGGGAGAAGCAAAAGCCCACUGAGAAGACCGAGUAUGUGACACCAAUUCAACUGAAAAAGCAGCUCACUGCACAAGCACCCAGAACCACCUGCAUUUUCUGAGACUUUGUUUCCUAUUACAAGAUUACUCUGAAAAUGUUCUGUUGCUUUGUUUCUGUCAGGAUGUCAAUAGCAAAGGAAGGGGAUUUUACAUGCAGGGAUUUUAUACAUAAAUAUAUUUUUAUUUGUAAUUAAGCCAUUCUCAAUAAAGGUUAAGCUCACAAAUAACCUGGUAACAUAA